Molecule: messenger RNA, 306 nt
Organism: Loa loa (African eye worm)
Lineage: Eukaryota; Metazoa; Nematoda; Chromadorea; Rhabditida; Onchocercidae
Exons: 2
Coding region: 1-306 (101 amino acids)
Source: RefSeq, a predicted model, not a curated record
AUGCCGUUGACCUCAGGUUCGAUGCGCCUGUUUUAUUCAACUUUAAACUUAUUCAAAAGACAACUUAAUACAUCUCAAUGGGGUGAAGGUUCAUCUGAUGUCACGAAGGUGACGAGUCGGGAUAAAAUGAUUGCUUGGGCAGAUUCAAACAGUCAGAACACUCCGACCAGCAGCAGAUAUUCCUCAGUAAAAACAGAAAACGAGAACGUAAUAAUCUUCUCGGAAACUCCGCAACCAUAUUCCGGAAAUUUGCCAAGGAUCAAGCAAACCGACUAUUCCGAAAAGGAUGAAAUAGACCUCAGUUAA